UGCUACCUGUGUGUAACUUGACGCAGGCAGCUCGUCUGUAGCUGCUGCUGGCUGCUGCAGGAGUGCUAUUUGCGGCAGCGGAGACCAAUGCGAAAUGCCUUUUGUAUGCCCGGGUGUUUUUUUUUUUGGGUUUUGUUUUGCGUUUUGCGAGGGUCAGAUCACAGUGUUUGUAGCCAUGCUCUGUGGUGGAUUCAGCGGGCUGUCCUAGCUGACUGAGCCGCUCCAGCAGCGGUGGCUCCGGUGCAGUGCACAGCCGGGGAUGAGGCCUACUUGUUAAAGCUCCCCCCUCCACCUCCAUCGUGAUGGCUGAUGAUCAACAACAACCUGGUCAGAAGCCUGCCUCGGGAUUAGGCUCUCUUCCAGCACUGGUGCCGGGACUCCAGGGGCCCGAGGCUAACGCGUUACAGUUCAAAAUAAAGAAUUCCGUUUGCAAAGCUGUACAAUCAAAAGUGGACAGCAUAUUGCAAGAUGUUGAGAAGUUUACAGACAUCGAAAAACUCUACCUCUACCUUAAGUUGCCUUCUGGUCCCAGCAGUGGCAAUGAUAAAAGGACUGAGAAUGAGAGGGGGUCCUCCACUCCUGGAUUAUGUGAUGCGAGUUCCAUGUCGUCAAGCCGUACUCAACAGAUGUAUGCAUUCAACUGGAUACGGAAUCACCUAGAAGAACACCCAGAGACUUCCCUCCCAAAGCAAGAGGUGUACGAUGAAUACAAGAGCUAUUGUGACAAUCUCGGCUACAAUCCACUGAGCGCAGCAGACUUUGGAAAGAUCAUGAAGAAUGUCUUUCCUAACAUGAAAGCACGUCGACUGGGCAUGAGGGGCAAAUCUAAAUACUGUUAUAGCGGGUUAAGGAAGAAAGCUUUUGUUCACAUGCCAUCUUUACCCAACCUGGAUCUGCAGAAAUCUGGAGAUGGGUGUGAGCUGAUGGAGCCAACGGGCCAGUCGCCGAGCGCUGAAGAUGAAAUGAGAUCUGCAGCCUGCGGACUGGUGUGCGAGUGGGCCCAAAAGGUCCUGAGCCGGCAGUUUGACAGCGUGGAGGACCUGGCCCGCUUCCUGCUCAAUAGCCACUACAUUGGUACUAAGUCCAUGGCUGCACUCACUGUUAUGACUGGAACACCCACAGGAAUGAAGACACCAACCCCAGCCUCUGCAUUUGUGCCCACAGCUGAGGCAAACUCUUUCCAGCCCCAGGUGAAGACCCUGCCCUCUCCCUCUGUUGAUGCAAAGCAGCAACUGCAGCGAAAGAUCCAGAAGAAGCAGCAGGAGCAGAAGCUUCACUCACCCCUUCCCAGUGAGACCCAGGUCAAGAGAACAGAGGCCAGUACCCCCGGCCCCACGAUCCCCUGUGGCAGCCCUGCUCUGCUCUCCCCUCAGCCCACCAUAGGCAUUGUAGUAGCAGCUGUCCCCAGCCCAGUCACGGUACAGAGAAGCAGGCAGUUGAUGACCUCGCCCAGCCCUGUCGGGACAGCAGAGGGAAAAGUGCUGCCUGUGAACUUCCAAGUGGUCACUCAGUCUCUUAAACAGUCCCCCAAAACUCCCCAGAAUAUCUCAGCUAGUCCUGUGGGUGAUCGGCUGGCACGACACGGUACGCGGUACGCUCAAAUCCUGCCCAAGCCCUCUGCCACCAGUGCCAUCACGCUGCGCUCACCACCCACCCUACUCAUCACGAACAGCCCCAUAAAAACUGUGAUGCCCACUUCUCAUGUGGGCUCAGUCAACGUAGUGAAGAUGACGGCCAUCGCUCUGGCUCCCAGCAGCAACAGCAGCAGCACAGCUGUGCGUCCGGCUUCAGCGGGUGUGAGUACCACAGCUGUUUCAGAUGAUUCCCAGCAGUCACACAGCGGCAGCUCAGCUACCCCUCAGUCUCCUGCAAUUCGACCCAAUGCCCCAGCUUCCACCCUGGCCUUCUCAACCGACCCCAAAGUGGUUUCUGAGGGUGACAAUAACCCCACCUCUAGCACAGAGAAAACUGCUGGUGGCAUCAAAGAGGACAGAGUGCCUAAGCUGAGGGCUGCCAGUGAGCCAAGCUUCCUGGUUAAGUGUUCUCCAGGACCAGAUAAAGGGGCAAGAAUAAAAAGUGACACUCUAUCCCCUCCCACCUCAGUAGCUGUAGCUGGGACUCAGGGCAGCAAUAACGGUAACUGCAAUGACAGUACUUUGUACUUGACUGUUGAUAAUCAGGACUCCAAUGGCAACACAUCAUCUAGUGGCUCAUCCGUUACCCCAACAUCGAAGGAUCCCUGCCCAGAUGCCAAGAGCCCCAGGAAGCGCGCAGGCCCGGUCGGGGAGUCCCAUGUGAUUCCUGUAAAGAGAGUGUUUAUCUCCCAGCAGCCACUGACUGUAGUUGACAGUCCAAAACCUGGAGUCAGUGUUGCAGUGAAGAAGAUCCCCAGACCAGGAACCCCUGCCAGGCCAGAGAGCGCCCCUUGCAAAGUGACUUUGAAACACACAUCCACAGGGCCCACGCAGAUCCUUGCGCUUUCCGACUCGCCCAUCACACACUCCCAGACUGUUGUCAAACCCCAGGCUAUGGUGGUGAAACAAGAAGAUCAUUCUCUCAGCACUGACACCAGCACUGGAGCAGCGGGAAGUGACCCGUCUGAUCAGGCAUUGCUGCAGCAAAUCGCCGUGGACCCUCAUGCCAUAACCGCCAACUCAGGAGCACAUGAAGCCUCUGUGAUGAGUGACUUAAAGAGCACAAUAUGGGAGGAGGGACAGCUUGACGAGCUUCAGAAGCAGGCAUUUGCCCAGCAGAUACCAUCAGAACACAAGCAAGCCCCUACUGACCAACUUUCCAUUAUAGCUCAACCCCCCGAGACCUCAACCCAGCUUACCCUCACGCAGGACAUGGUUGACUUCUCAGGUUCACAGCCCAACAUGGACUACUUCCCAUUCAAUGAUGAUGACAUGACCCAGGACAGCAUUGUGGAAGAGCUAGUCCAAAUGGAGGAGCAAAUGAAGCUGAAGGGUCUGUUUGGGGGUUGUGUUGACGAGUCUCUACAAGGCCAAUCAGCCAGCAGUCAAAACUCUCUCCUAAAUGUUCACCAGACCGGCACUGCCUUCUACCACUCUGCCCACAGCAGCACCACUCCCGUCCAAACACCCACUCCAACACCAACCCCAACACCUACCCCAACCUCUGAAAUGACGCUUGGGCACAGCAUGACAAGAGAGAGCCCCUGCUCCCGCAUGGCUCCGGUCACUCCUGUUGAUGGUGCCAUGGGUCGCCACACUCCUAUCAGCACCCCACUGUCCAACUGCAGCAGCAGCGUACCCCCGAGCCCAGUGGAGUGCAGGAACCCUUUUGCUUUCACACCCAUAAACUCAAGCAUGACAGGGUAUCAUGACGCCAGUAUUGUCUCCAGCAGCCCUGUCAAGCCCAUGCAGAGGCCCAUGGCAACGCACCCUGACAAGGCCAAGCUCGAGUGGAUCAACAACCGCUAUAACAGCAACUCUGGAGGCCCUUUGUCCAACCAUAGCAUUGGUAUUCUGCCCAGCUACCAAGAUCUGGUUGAUGACCAGUUUCGUAAGCCGCAUGCCUUUGCAAUUCCUGGCCAGUCAUUUCAAGCCCAGUCAAGACAGGAUGUUUCUCACUUUGGCCGACUGACUCCCAUUUCCCCAGUGCAGCAGCAACAGCAACAAACGCAGCAGCAGCUAGCAACGGGUGUAUCUACUCCCACUAAACAGGAGAGCUUUGCUGUGCCUGCACCAUUAGACGGCAAAGCAUCGACCUCAUCUGCGUCCAGUACUUUCCGCUGCCGCAGCGUUAGCCCUGCGGUGCGCCAGAGGAACUUCAGUGGCAACACCGGCCCUCCGACCACUACCACGGCCACCACCACCACCACCCGAGCUGUGGUUUCACCCUUUAACUCCCCUAUCACCUCAGAAGUGCUCAGCAUCCUGUCCAACAGCCAGACAGUCAGCUCUGUCCACAACAUGGUCCAGCGGAGCCAGUCUGUACCUUUAAACAUCAUGAUGCAGAGUGAGAUGCUGCCUGUGCAGGGUCAGAGCAACACCACCAAAAUCACCAAUGUUCUUCUCAGCAAGAUGGAAGCUGAUGGGGAUGAUUCUGUUCGUGGCCUGGGUAUUAACAAUCUCCCGUCUAACUACACAGCCCGUAUGAACCUCACGCAGAUCCUGGAGACUACUCCUGGUUUCGCUGGAGGAACUGCUCACCAGACCCAGCUGCCUGUCAGCUCCAGCCCUGCUGCCUUUGAGCUCCAGCAGCAUGGCUUUCUCGCCACUAACAGUGGAGAACAGAUGAGUUUCUCCACUGGGGACAGCCAAGCACAAGUGGGUCCUAGUGAGCAAGACCAGCAGCAGCAGCUCCAGGAGAAUCCUGUUCAGACACAACCACAGCUCCUCCUCCAGAGCACACAGCAACAAGAGGUGGAGGAUGAACAACAACAGCUGGAUUUCAACAACACUGUCAAGGACCUGUUGGGGAAUGAUGGUGUCAACCCCAGUUCCCAGUUGGUAGAUCAGGUAGCUUCAGAGCUCAAUGCCGUGGCGUCUGACUUCUCAAACGACAUCAGACUGACGUCAGAUCUGUCCAGUAGCAUCACUGACUUAAACACAUUGGACACCAACCUGCUGUUUGAUCCUAAUCAACAGCAGGAACAAUAUGAAGACUCAACACUGGAAGAACUGAAGAAUGACCCACUUUUUCAGCAGAUAUGCAGUGAUACUGUGAACUCUGGUUUUGACUGGCUCGAAAGUAAAGACCAGCCUACUACAGUAGAGAUGCUGGGCUAAUGUUAUCUUUUAUUCUGUAUAAUUUCUGUUCUCUGUUGUUUGUUUGGUGUGUGUAUGUGUGUGCGCGUGUGUGUGUGUAUGUAUGUAUGUAUGUGUAGUACAUGUGUUUUAAACUACACUUUGUUGAGAAUUGUCUGGACAUUUGUUCUGUUAGAAGUGCCAGGCUUACCAGAAAAUCUCUCCUCCUGUUUAGUUACUUCUCUCUUUUUUCAUUUGUCACCAAGAGGUUCAAUUUAGCCACUUUUCUCCCUCAUUUGAACUCAGAAAUGUAAGCAUUUCAAGGAAAAGUGCGAGUACUUGGUGGCAGCACGCACUUAAUGUAUGAGAGCAGACUUGUAUGUUAUGAACAUUAAGGGAAACAUAAUCUUCCGUGUUAUAACCAGUCAAUAAUGCAAUAUUUGUAUUUAAUGAACCCUUAAUGAAAGUGAGAUUUGCUCCUCCAUUUGGCACAAAAGACUUCACCAAAAACAUCUGCUGUUGUAUACUAUUUACAGUGUGUGCAGUUCAACCAAAUGCAGACAAUAUUGGGAUUGUAGUAUAUGCACAUAAUAGUUGUAGUACAUUUGCCUGCCAUAUUUGAAUAUUAAAAAGGGUAGCAUCUUCUGCUGCCAGGUGCUGAAUUUAUGACAUAAUCUUUAUACUUUAUCAUAUACCAAAUCAGUGAAGAACUGAUUCACAUCUGAGCAUUGUCCAAGCGUGAAAUUUUCUUAAAGCCUAUACUUCUUGUACUGUUUAAUAUCUUAUAAAGGGAGUAGAUGAAUCAGUAGGGAGAAGAUGGGAAUUCAGGCCACUCUGUGGACUAUACAUUGAAAGGAAUCAACAACUGGCUGCCUUAUUCCCAAAAGUCCAAGGCCUUAUGCCAUCUUUAGAGAGACUGUAUAUCGUAUAAUGUUAAGACAUGUUCAGAACCAUCCAGAGCUUCAUCAUAUCAAGGCAGCUGUUACUCUGGUAUUUUCUGUACUAUUUCUUAUUCCAUUUUUGUUUUUGCAGUGUUACAAUACAGAUGCAUAUUGUAUAGGUUAAUGACUACACUGUGUGCCCCUAUUAGUGAUGGAUUUAGAGGAAUUUGAUAUGCUGUCAUUUCACAAAAACCAUGGCAGGCACACUUUCAUUUUAGCGUGAAAAAAAAAUCCAAGCUUGGAUAAGAAUAUAAAUGGUAUGGAGAAGGCUUAGUUACAUAGAAGGUUAGAGGCUGACGUAUGUCUUUGACGUCAUCUUGAGUAUCGGAGGAAAUGAAGUUAUGUUUGUGGAGAUCCGGUCUUAUUUCCAUACCAAAGAUGAUGUGUUUGAAUAACAUAUGAGAUUAUUAUACAGAGACACUCCUAGUAAACAUCAGCAACACUGGGAAAGCGGGCAGACUCAGAAACAAGAGUUUUAUUGCAUUUGAGGAAAAGGAUUCAGUUGCAUAAAACCUAUGUACAGUAUGUAAAUUUGAGAAAUGGUUGCUGUCCUAUGUUUUAUAGGUAACCAUGGACCUGAAAGCAUGUUGGAACAUCACUGCUAGCCAGGUAGGCUGUGUGAUACAGUAGGAUGCUUGUUUGAGUUUUUGGCUGUUGUCAAUGUUGUAUAAGUCAUGUUUAAGCUCCAUCUGUAAAUAGGAUAGAUACAUAGAGAUUUGAUGUAUCAAGACACUAUAUUAUGGCCAUUAUUCUAGCCAAGUAUGUGCCAUUUAAAAGAUAAAAAGCUUAACAGAUCUGUAGUCGGCAAGAUACUGUAUGUUGUGUGUUACAUUUCUGGCUCAAUGUGUUGUAAAAGUAAUGCUGUCUGGUCUCACUUGCUGAUUUUAUUUUAUUUUAUUUUUUCUAUUCAAAGAUAUUAGGUGUCUGCAGUUGCAGAAGUGAUAUGUGCUUUGAGCAGGAUCAAUAGCAUGGUAUAUUGAGAAAAAGUUGUGAUAAUGCUAGCUGGUUGCAAACAUCUCUGCAACAGACAUUGUGCUCGAAGCCUUUCAGUAGACACUGGAAAAAAAAAAAACGAUUACUCAUGUUUCAUCAAACUUUGGAGGUUCACAUAAUUGCACUAAAUUUUUAUGACACAUGGCUUUGACACAUCUUUAUGGACAAACGUUAUGAUGGAUGCCCGCAAAAAAAAAUGAAAAAAAAAUUUUUUAUGACAAGUUGAGUAAGGAAAUUUAACUGAAUUGUCAGAAAAUGACUAAUUGUCUUGUAGCAAAAUGUGCAUUAAUCUCAGUGAGAUACACAUUUCUUACUCAUUCUCAUACAUGAGAAUAUAAAGCAUUGAGGGGGGAAAAAAGUGAAAUAACCUUUUAAAACCUACAUGCUCGUUAUGUUUAUAAAUGAUUGUACGCACGCAUGUGUGACAACUUCUGUUAUACUUUGUAUUCUUGGUAACCACUGUCUUCUGUGAUUUGGGCAGGUUCUGUUAACCAGACUGGCAGUGCUAGUUUCAAGAGUUACGUUACUUUUGUUGUGUGAGGUUUACUAAGUUAAUGUUGUUCUAUAUGUUAUGUUGACUGUUUUUUGUCAAUUUUACAUAUUCUUAUUUUGCAAAAUGCAUUUGUGAAGAUAUGAAACAUUUUCUCUUAAUUUUUUUUUUUAACAAUAAGGCACUGACAUUUGAAUUUGAAUGAAGGAAACGCACCUCUUCAUGAGUACAGGAGCUCCAUCAAGCAGCGAUGUUGUUAAACUUUGACUGACCCAGAACCAUCUCUGUUACUAUCUUGUCCAUUUCUACCAGUAGUAGAAAAAACCCCUUCCUCUGUGGUGUUGUCUGGUGUACUGCUUAAUGUACAGUAGCUUGUUAAUAUUGCAAAUGCGUUGUUUUUUUUUUUUCAAUGGAAAGUACUCACUGGUGAGAUUUUUAAAGUGGUUUUAAAAGCCAAUAAACCUUUUUUAAAGAA
Molecule: messenger RNA, 7611 nt
Organism: Monopterus albus (swamp eel)
Lineage: Eukaryota; Metazoa; Chordata; Actinopteri; Synbranchiformes; Synbranchidae
Gene: rfx7b
Product: regulatory factor X7b
Exons: 10
Coding region: 303-4754 (1483 amino acids)
Biological process (GO): regulation of transcription by RNA polymerase II
Molecular function (GO): DNA-binding transcription factor activity, RNA polymerase II-specific; RNA polymerase II cis-regulatory region sequence-specific DNA binding
Source: RefSeq, a predicted model, not a curated record